AUGCUGCUUUCCACGACCUUCCCCUGCAUGUUCUGGAUACUGCUUUCCUGCUUAAUGCUCCAAUCCUGGGUUCAAGGGGAAGACUUUCAGUUAGAACAACCCUCUAAAAGAAUCAGCUGUCCCAGUGGCUCCAAAGCUUAUGAUUCCCACUGCUAUGCUGUGUUUCUGAACGCCAAAACUUGGAUGGCAGCGAAUUUAGCCUGCCAGAAACACCCAGAUGGAAACCUAGUAUCUGUGCUCAAUUCAUUUGAGGGAUCUUUUGUGGCUUCUCUGGUAAAGAGCACUUCAACUACCUAUACAAACAUCUGGAUUGGACUCUACGACCCCACACAGGGCUCUGAACCCAAUGCAGAAGGAUGGGUAUGGAGUAGCAGGGACUUGAUGACUUAUCAGGCUUGGGAUAGUCUUCCUACUGGCACAAAUAAACUCGGUUACUGUGGAAGCCUGUAUCAAAAAACAAAUUACCUGAAAUGGAAAGAAAUUGACUGUGAGCAGAAGUUACCCUAUGUCUGCAAAUUCAAGAAUUAA
This is a messenger RNA of Elephantulus edwardii (Cape elephant shrew), 528 nucleotides long. Its product is annotated as regenerating islet-derived protein 3-gamma-like. Gene Ontology annotation, molecular function: peptidoglycan binding; signaling receptor activity; oligosaccharide binding. NCBI's taxonomy places the organism in Eukaryota, Metazoa, Chordata, Mammalia, Macroscelidea, Macroscelididae. The record is from RefSeq and is a predicted model, not a curated record. The transcript has 5 exons. Gene Ontology annotation, biological process: response to peptide hormone; positive regulation of cell population proliferation; antimicrobial humoral immune response mediated by antimicrobial peptide. The coding region runs from base 1 to 528 and encodes 175 amino acids.